This is a messenger RNA of Aspergillus bombycis, 2295 nucleotides long. Its product is annotated as putative AMP dependent ligase/synthetase. The transcript is spliced from 5 exons. Gene Ontology annotation, biological process: secondary metabolic process. Gene Ontology annotation, molecular function: CoA-ligase activity. Lineage: Eukaryota; Fungi; Ascomycota; Eurotiomycetes; Eurotiales; Aspergillaceae. Bases 1 to 2295 code for a protein of 764 amino acids. Gene Ontology annotation, cellular component: PAM complex, Tim23 associated import motor. The record is from RefSeq and is a predicted model, not a curated record.
AUGCAAUACCUUCCAGCAAAGGACUACAAUGUCCCGAACAUCGACCUCCUCUCCUUACUGUUUGAUUCCCCUCUCUCACUAACCACGGAAACUACCGUUCUCCACGCCGAAGCUGCAGAUCCAACAAACCACAUCACCAAAGCCCAAGCCCAAACCAUCACCAAGCGCCUCGCACAUGUAUUCCGCACCGACUUUGGAAUCGGAAAUAAUGGCACCGGAAAAGACACAGUUCUCUGUAUCUCAUCUAACCAAGUACUUCUUCCAGCGGUGUUCUUUGCCAUCAUCGCCGCAGGGGGAGUGUAUACUGCAGCAUCGACGGCCUUUACAGAAUCGGAGCUAUCUCGACAGAUCCAACAGUCAAAAAGCCAAUUGAUCAUCGCUAGUGCGGAUAACGAAGCGAAAGCUCUGAAAGCGGCGCUUGCCUGCGGGAUUCCCGUGGAACGAGUUCUGAUCCUCGAGAGCUCAGGUCACAGACGCUUGCUUCGGGAUACAGCUGACCCCCAGAGAAACUAUCUCCAGAGUACUAAAGAGCUGGACUGGGAGCGAGUCACAGAUCGAAUCGAGCUAGAAACAAGACUCAUCUGCCUACUAUUUUCGAGCGGCACUACCGGAGCUCCAAAAGGUGUUAUGCUGUCUCACAUGAACCUUGUUUCUGAGGCAAUUAUCCCACAAUUGGUUCUUCGCGAAUCUAGAAAGGGAAAACCGCAUCUUGAAGUCCCUUAUCGGACGAUUGGUCAUCUGCCUACUGCGCAUAUUGCGGGUUGCCAGGGAUAUUUUAUUACUCCUGCCGUUGCGGGAGGUACCGUGUACUGGAUGCCGAAGUUCAAUAUUGACGAGUUCAUGGACUAUUGUAAAAAGUAUCAGGUUACGUUUCUGGCUACUGCACCGCCGGUCUAUCUUGCUGUUGCGGAGAGUUCGCGGGUCACGGAUCAUUUCAAUAGUUUGAUCCGAGCGGAGUCGGGGGCUGCGCCGUUAUCUACGGAGGUCCAGCGACGUGCGGAGAAGAAAUUGGGCUGUUCGAUCAGUCAACGCUGGGGAAUGACCGAGUCUACUGGAAGCGUGACCACGAUGCCCUGGGGUCAAGCGGAUAGCACGGGGAGUAUCAGCCCUUUGCUGCCGAAUACGAGACUCCGCAUUGUGGAUGAGCAAGAUAGGAAUGUUGAACAAGGAACGGAGGGAGAAAUCUUGGUUAAAGGGCCCAUGGUCACUAAAGGUUACUUUGAGAACCCAGAAGCUACUGCAGCGGCUUUCACACCCAGCGGAUGGUUCCGAACAGGAGAUAUUGGCGUCUGGAAGGACGACAGAAUUUACAUGGUGGAUAGAAAAAAGGAACUUAUCAAAUACAAAGGACUUCAGGUCUCCCCGGUAGAGGUAGAGGCUUGUCUCCUUAGCCAUGAAUUCGUAGCAGAUGCUGCUGUCGUUGGAGUGCCAGACCCGUCAGCACCGGGGAACGAGCUUCCCCGAGCAUAUGUCGUGGUAGAGAACAAUAGAAGCAUUUCCGAGCAAGAAUUAAAAACACACGUCAAGUCAAAUAUGGCGCGCCAUAAGCAGCUUCGGGGAGGCGUGAUGCAUGCGACCUCGAUCAGCGCCCCAGUGCGCACCGCGAUGGUAUUCGGACGCAUUUCCUCAAAAGCCCUCCCCUCGGUUGCAUUCCCAGCCAAUUCAACGGCACUGUACCAGACCCUCUGCCAGGCACGACCAGCCAGUACCUCCGCACAGAUCAAGACCAGCUUCAAAGCGCCAUGUGCUCGUCCCCAAGUCCAGAUGCCCACUUACCGUGUUGCGUCAAUGCGGACGAACUCCACAGUCUCGGAGGCAACUCGCAAGGAAGCCGCCAAGCUGACCUGGAACUCGUUCUUCCAGCUCCGUGCCUCUCGUCGUCGCUAUUCGCUCGCUUCUUCGGUUGUGUCCUCGAUGGCUAGUACUGUCAUUGGUGUGCAGGUUCUUUCUAGCCAGGAUCUUGAAGCUUUGGGUGCGCAGGUGAUGGGUCUGGACCCCUUCGUUGUUCUGGGAAUGGCAACCGCGGCUUGUGGUGCUGCAGGUUGGUUGAUUGGGCCCUUUGUGGGUAACGCGGCGUGGGGGUUGGUUAAUCGGCGGUAUAGGCAGGCCUUUAUGAUCAAAGAGAAGGAGUUCUACGACCGAAUCAAGCGCUUCCGCGUUGAUCCCUCUUCGAACUCCAUCGCUAACCCCGUCCCUGAUUACUACGGCGAGAAGAUCGGUAGCGUGCAGGGAUACCGCCAGUGGCUGAAGGAUCAGCGUGUGUAUAACCGCAAGAGGCGCAACUUUAUCCUCUAG